Molecule: messenger RNA, 1130 nt
Organism: Salvia hispanica
Lineage: Eukaryota; Viridiplantae; Streptophyta; Magnoliopsida; Lamiales; Lamiaceae
Product: isoflavone reductase-like protein
Molecular function (GO): oxidoreductase activity
Source: RefSeq, a predicted model, not a curated record
AUGGUUGCUUAUUUAUAGUUGAGCCCAUCACAACUCUUUAAUUCAUCAUUGGUUAAUAGUUUAUACAUAUACAUAGCAAAAUGGCAGAGAAGAUCUUGAUAAUUGGUGGAACAGGAUACAUUGGGAAGUUCAUAGUUGAAGCUAGUGCAAAAUCUGGUCACCCCACUUUUGCUCUGUUGAGAGAGGCCACUCUUUCUGAUCCAACCAAAGCCCAACUCAUCCACAGCUUCAAGAAUUCUGGUGUCACCAUCUUAAUUGGAGAUCUGAACGAUUAUGAGAGCUUGGUGAAGGCUAUAAAGCAAGUGGAUGUGGUUAUAUCAACUGUAGGUUUCAUGCAAAUUGCUGAUCAACACAAUAUUAUCUCUGCAAUUAAAGAGGCUGGAAAUGUUAAGAGGUUCUUACCUUCUGAAUUCGGAAGCGAUACCGAUCGGUGUCGUGCAGUGGAUCCCAUUAACCAAAAUUACCAAUUGAGAGUGAAGCUUCGCAGAGAGAUAGAAGCAGCAGGCAUUCCUUACACCUACGUCGUUUGCAACUUCUUUUCUGGCUUCGCGCUCUCCAAUUUUCUGCAACUGGGCACCACUGCUCCUCCCCGGGAAAAAGUCGUCAUCCCAGGAGAUGGAAAUGUUAAAGCUGUGUUCAAUGAGGAAGGUGACAUUGCCACAUACACUAUCAAAACUGUGGUUGAUCCAAGAACUUUGAACAAGAUCCUCUACAUUAGGCCAUCUCAAAACAUAUACUCAUUCAAUGAGCUUGUUGCUUGCUGGGAGAAGAAGAUCGGAAAAACCCUCGAGAAAACAUACCAACCAGGGGAUCAAAUUCUGAAGAUGAUUCCAGAGUCGCCCAUGCCCGUGAAUUUUUUAUUGGCGAUCAACCACUCCGCUUUCAUUAAGGGUGAUCAGACCUAUUAUGAGGUCAAUCCAACGCUCGGGGUUGAGGCUACCCAGCUCUAUCCUGAUGUCAACUACACUACCGUCGAUGACUACCUCAAUCGGUUUCUGUAGCUCCCAACUUCUCAGGCACUUUGUUAUCACUCGAUCUCUACUUAUUUUGUCAUCAUACUAUUAUCUGUAAUGAUCAAACUCUGACUCUGCUUCAAUAAGAGAAAUGAAUAAAUUGCCCAAUUAAAUAGA